Engraulis encrasicolus (European anchovy) is the source of this 952-nucleotide messenger RNA. It is a transcript of the gene bricd5, whose product is annotated as BRICHOS domain containing 5. The record is from RefSeq and is a predicted model, not a curated record. Lineage: Eukaryota; Metazoa; Chordata; Actinopteri; Clupeiformes; Engraulidae. The coding region runs from base 1 to 705 and encodes 234 amino acids. Gene Ontology annotation, biological process: regulation of cell population proliferation. The transcript has 6 exons.
AUGGCGGGGUGCUGGAAGCGCACGGAGGAGGGGAUGACGACGGGGGCCCCGGAAUGCACGGUUAUGGGCCAGACUUUCCCAAAGGUCUCGAAGUUUCUUCCCAGGGUCUUUUGGGGCUGUUUGUGCGCCACUGUGAUUGUCCUUAUUGUAGCAGUCAGUGUUUACACCCAUCUAGGCUUCUCGCAGCACGAAAGAGAGUCUGUUAAGCAGGUCAGAAUCCUGGGCCCCGACCUUUCCGGAGUUUUCUUCAAUCAAUCUGCACUAGUGGACAAGCAGAACAAUGUCAUCACCUAUUCUGUGACGUCCCAGGACAACCUUACCUCCACCGUGCUCUUUGACAUGAAGCAUGGAUUGGUGUGCUACAAGCCAGACAACUAUGGCACCUGCUUCCUACGCCACAUGGAACGGCCUGAUUAUGACAACGUGAACUCACUCCUCAAUAUGUCAGACCAACAGGUCAACCAGUUCUGGCUGGUGGGGAACGACACGAGACGACAGUCCGAGUUCUUGGGGGUCCUAGCAGGCAGCCAGGUGGACACCUCAACCCUACAGGAGCCCGUUCAGGACCUCUGCCAGCAAAGCACCAUAUACUGGACCAGGAGAGCAGAUGGUCCAGGAAAGCAGCGUCUGAUUUACUUCUGCAUAGACAUCUGCUUCCCCAGCAACAUCUGUGUGUCCGUCUGCUUCUACUACCUGCCGGAAUGAAGAAGCACUGAGCUUCUGGGCGCCAUGACACCAACCAACCACCCCACUACAGCUGGAAACAACACAGAUCUCCUCCCUCUCUCUCUAUCUCUCACUCCUCUACUCUUUAAGCAUCCAACCACCAAAAAAAACGACUAUAAAGAGAAAUGAAAUCUUCACACAUAUCCAUUCACGGAUACACAAAUCCACAUGCCCAGGCCAAAUCCAAAGACACAUGUAUAAAUCCAACUCCAAACACACACACACA